Molecule: messenger RNA, 2096 nt
Organism: Archocentrus centrarchus (flier cichlid)
Lineage: Eukaryota; Metazoa; Chordata; Actinopteri; Cichliformes; Cichlidae
Gene: fndc9
Product: fibronectin type III domain containing 9
Exons: 2
Coding region: 298-936 (212 amino acids)
Molecular function (GO): protein binding
Source: RefSeq, a predicted model, not a curated record
GCACUCUCUCUCCCGCCACAAGUGAGUGGAAGCUGCUGCUGCUCUAAUCCAGCAGCAGCGGCGGCGGCGAUGAGGACACACAGAUCUCUGCCUCAGUGCUGAGGUUCGAAACCUCCGCAGCAGCAGCAGCAGCAUCAGAGCGCAACAGAAGAAAAGAUCUUCAAAAUCAGUGACGAGCACCAGACCAGGAUCACCUGAGGAAACACUGCUGUUUCCAGUUCAGUUUUACAUCGCGAGCCUCAAACAGCUGCAAUAACCGAGGAUGUGCUUCACUUCUGCCGACGCCGUCUUCUCAUAAUGGUGAUUGCGAUCUACAACAUCUCCUCCACCUCAGCCAGGGUGAGCUGGCCGUCCUCCCCCACCUGCCUGGACACCUUCUACAGCGUCAUGUACGACCCCAACUGGAACAGCCUGCUCAUGGGCUACAAGCGCAAAAACUUCAUGUAUGAGGAGCGCAUCCCUGUCAGUCAGACCAGCACACACCUGGCCAAUCUCCUCCCCCAGACCGCCUAUUUCUUGUGUGUGACGUGUCAGGCGGCCAAUCCGGUGCGGGAACAGUGCCAAGUGUUCAGCACUCUGAGCGACAGCAGCGAAGGUCACGACAGGGCCGGCUGGGAGCUGGCCAUGGCCGUCUGGCUCAUCUGCUGCAUCUUACUCCUGAUCAUCGCCGGCAUCCUGUUGUGGGGGUGUCUUAACACCAUCUGCAACCCGCCCGGCGGGGCUGCGGCCGGCCACCCGGUGGUGACCAACUCAGCCUGCCAAGACAUGUCCGCAUCUGGAGCCCUCUACACUCCGAGAAGCAGCAGCCAGGACAGCAUCAAACUCUCCAAUGUCAUGCACCCGCCCCUCCUCUCAGCGCAGCCCACAGGUCGCAUAAUUACCCAGGACCACGAGCUGAGAACACUCGCUAAGCUGUCCGGCAGCGAGCCAACGUGAAUCAACUGGAUUAAGGUCACCACAGCAUUGUUCUGCCCACAUUCAACUGUCACUGAGUAUUUUCCUUUGUUUUUUCCCUCAGAGGAAACAUCUCAAAACACACAAAAUUACUGCUCCGCUUCAGUGUGUGUGUUUCUGUGUGCAUGUGUGUGUGUGCGUGUAAAUGCCAUGUGUCUAAUUAAAGCUCCGCUAUCCCCCAAACAUAAAAGAAAAAAUCUUUUCAUGCUUCUAAGACUCAGAAGUGUCUCUGUAGGUCUUUUAUAUUUAUUUCAGUGCUGUUCCAUAAUUUAACCCCCCCAAAAUAUCUUCUUUUAUUCAGUUUUUAGCUUUUCCUGCAGUGACAUUACAAAAACCUCUUGAGCCAUAUUUGUUCUCCUGGAGUGAAAAAAAAAAUUGGACAGUCUGGGAGUAACUUUGAUUUAUCAAAAUUUCAUUUGCAUUAUUUUAGUAUUUAGAGACACCCCCACCCCCACCCACUCUUCACGGUGGAGUGAAGCUCUUCAGAUUUUGGAGCGUGUCUGCAAGUUCAAUAAAACUUUUUUUUUUUUUUUUUUAAAUAAACGCAAAAAGACUUCAUUAGCCAAUGAGAGCGCAGCCUGCCUCAGUUUCACAGUCAGAGCCGCACUUCUCUCAUCACAUCUGACUUCACACAGUGACGGCAGAAACGUUCAGCACGACGCUUCAUAACGGGACUUCUGACCAAUGAGGACGCCACGGUGGCUGUGUCCAUCUUUUACAUACAGUCUGUGGUCUCAUCUUCAGACUUUAUCAUUUCAAACACGACACAGACAUCAACAUCAUAAACAUGAGGUCCAACACCACCACACAUACACCACUCAGCAUGUCGGCUCACAUAACAAAACCCAACAGAAAAAUGUGCUGACCUUUGACCCGUACAGGUACUGAGGCUGAGCGUUGGGUGGCUUAUCCCUCUGGAACUCCUGAGAGAAGGGCAGGAUGGUGCGCACAAACCUGGAAGCACAGUUGGAGAUUAUUCCCACAUCUUCACUAAAUCAACAACACCAGGACACAAAAUAAGGAACAGCAGGAGCUGAAAACACCCACACCCUUACUCCCUUUACCCAGAAAACCUUUGAGCAGCACUGUGCUGUACCAUUUCACAUACAAGUGUAAAAAUAAUAUGAGAAUAAAGCAGACUC